AUGGGGAGGAUCUGCAUCUCCUGCCUUUUGCCUGCUUCUUGGCAUUUUAGCAUCUCUCCUGUGGGGUGUCUUCGAAUCCUGAAUACCAACUUGCGCCAAAUUAUUGUCAUAAGCAUUCUGGCUGUUACUGUUUCACUUUUAUACUUUUCUGUUGUCAUAAUCCGAAAUAAGUAUGGGCGGCUAUCCAGAGACAAGAAGUUUCAAAGGUACUUGGCACGCGUUACUGACAUUGAAGCUACCGAUACCAAUAACCCCAAUGUGAACUACGGUAUUGUGGUGGACUGUGGGAGCAGUGGGUCUCGAAUAUUUGUGUACUGCUGGCCGAGGCAUAAUGGCAAUCCUCAUGAUCUGUUGGAUAUUAGACAAAUGAGGGAUAAAAACAGAAAGCCGGUGGUUAUGAAAAUAAAGCCUGGCAUUUCAGAAUUUGCCACCUUUCCAGAGAAAGUCAGUGAUUACAUUUCUCCACUCUUGCACUUUGCUGCAGAGCAUGUGCCACGGGCAAAACACAAAGAGACUCCUCUCUACAUUCUCUGUACAGCUGGGAUGAGAAUCCUUCCGGAAAGUCAGCAGAAAGCCAUCCUGGAAGACCUCCUGACUGAUAUCCCUGUGCACUUUGACUUUCUGUUUUCUGACUCCCAUGCAGAAGUAAUUUCAGGGAAGCAAGAAGGUGUGUAUGCUUGGAUUGGCAUUAAUUUUGUCCUUGGACGAUUUGAGCAUAUUGAAGAUGAUGACGAAGCAGUUGUGGAAGUCAACAUUCCUGGCAGUGAAAGCAGUGAAGCCAUUCUCCGCAAAAGAACAGCGGGCAUUCUCGACAUGGGCGGCGUGUCCACUCAGAUAGCAUAUGAAGUCCCCAAAACUGUAAGCUUUGCCUCCUCACAGCAGGAGGAAAUAGCUAAAAACUUACUAGCAGAGUUUAACUUGGGAUGUGAUGUUCACCAAACUGAGCAUGUAUACAGGGUGUAUGUGGCCACGUUUCUUGGAUUUGGUGGCAAUGCUGCUCGACAGAGAUAUGAAGACAGAAUAUUUGCCAACACACUUCAAAAGAACAGGCUCCUGGGUAAACAGACCGGUCUGACUCCUGAUACUCCGUACCUGGAUCCCUGCUUGCCCCUAGACAUUAAGGAUGAAAUCCAACAAAACGGACAGACCAUGUACCUCAGAGGAACAGGAGACUUUGGCCUGUGUCGAGAGACCAUUCAGCCUUUCAUGAAUAAAACAAAUGAAACACAGACUUCCCUCAAUGGGAUCUACCAGCCUCCAAUUCACUUCCAGAACAGUGAAUUUUACGGCUUUUCUGAAUUUUACUAUUGCACUGAAGAUGUGUUACGAAUGGGGGGAGACUACAAUGCUGCUAAAUUUACUAAAGCUGCAAAGGAUUAUUGUGCAACCAAGUGGUCCAUCUUGCGGGAACGCUUUGACCGUGGACUCUAUGCCUCUCAUGCUGACCUCCACAGGCUAAAGUAUCAGUGCUUCAAAUCUGCCUGGAUGUUUGAGGUGUUUCAUAGGGGCUUUUCGUUUCCUGUCAAUUAUAAAAAUUUGAAGACCGCCUUGCAAGUUUAUGACAAGGAGGUUCAGUGGACCCUAGGUGCAAUCCUUUACAGGACUCGCUUUUUACCCCUAAGAGAUAUCCAGCAGGAGAUUUUCCGGGCCAGUCAUGCUCACUGGCGAGGCUUCUCCUUUGUCUACAAUCACUACCUGUUCUCUGGCUGCUUCUUGGUGGUUUUGCUGUCCAUCCUUCUCUACCUGCUGCGACUCCAGCGCAUUCACCGGCGGAUGCUCCGGAAUGGCUCGGUCGCCACCCUGUGGAUGGAGGAAGGCCUUCCAGCUCAGAAGAUGGCCGGGACUUUAUGAGCCUGGGAGUUAUCCCACUCCAGGAAGACUCUCAAGGAAAAGCCAUUUUUGCCUCAGGGUUUCUCCUUUUUAUUCUCAUUCAGUUUUGUUUUUCCUUUCUCUUUUGGUUUCUUAAAACAGAAGCAAAAUCCA
Chrysochloris asiatica (Cape golden mole) is the source of this 1983-nucleotide messenger RNA. It is a transcript of the gene ENTPD4, whose product is annotated as ectonucleoside triphosphate diphosphohydrolase 4. Gene Ontology annotation, biological process: nucleoside diphosphate catabolic process. Lineage: Eukaryota; Metazoa; Chordata; Mammalia; Afrosoricida; Chrysochloridae. The transcript has 12 exons. Gene Ontology annotation, cellular component: membrane. Gene Ontology annotation, molecular function: nucleoside diphosphate phosphatase activity. The record is from RefSeq and is a predicted model, not a curated record. Bases 1 to 1851 code for a protein of 616 amino acids.